Messenger RNA from Spirodela intermedia, 2264 nucleotides. Lineage: Eukaryota; Viridiplantae; Streptophyta; Magnoliopsida; Alismatales; Araceae. The record is from the annotation of a GenBank genome assembly.
AUGAACGGUUUCAGGAGAUCGGGAUCGAUUGUUCGCAGAUUGUUCGGCGGCCUCAAAUCCGCCGCCGUGUCACCAGCAGCGGCAAGGGCGGGAGGAGCUACGCCGGCGAUUCCGCGGCAGGUUUCUCUCCCGAGCUUCAGGUAUUCCGCCUUCUUCGCCCGCAUCACUCGCCCUCAUCCGCCAUUCUCUCCGCCUCCCUUCAAGGCCGGAGCCGGUGGGCGGAGGUUCUUCUACGUCGACCGGCACCAGGUUCAUCACUUCCGCCGCCGGGGAGCCCACCGCUGGUUCGAGAACCCUAGGACCGUCCUCCUCGUCGUCGUCUUCGGCGGCGCUGGUGUGGUCACCUUAUACUAUGGGAACCUGGAGGCAGUCCCCUACACGAAGCGCACGCACUUUGUGCUCCUGUCUCCCACAGUCGAGAGGCAGCUCGGGGAAAGCCAGUUUGAGCACCUCAAGGCGGAGCUGAAGGAUAAGAUGCUGCCGCCGACCCACCCCGACAGCAUCCGGGUGAGGCUGAUAGCCAAGGACAUUGUGGAUGCACUGCAGAGGGGGCUCCGAAAGCAUGAGCGCGACUGGAGAGACCCAGAGUAUUCAUCUACUGCGCCUACGGUGGGCGGCUCUGGGGAGGAGACAUGGGGAGCAUCAGACUGGGAUGAAGACGGGGAAGGCCGAAAGGAGGUGGCUUGGAGCCGCAAGGACGAGAUCCUGGAUGACAGAUGGGUUCAGCAGAGUCGGAAGGCAGGGGAGGUUAGGGGUCUUGAGCCGGCGACAGAGCACCUUCAGGGCUUGAAUUGGGAGGUGGUGCUGGUGAGGAACCCCACCACCAACGCCAUGUGUCUUCCCGGUGGGAAGAUCAUCGUCUUCACUGGACUUCUCGACAACUUCAGAAGUGACGCGGAGAUAGCCACUGUCAUUGGUCAUGAGGUAUUGUAUUGUUUAACAUCGAGAAAUCAUUUUUUGUUAGAAUCUGUUGCUGUCGUACAAACUUCAAUAUUUUGUCCUUUUAAGCGUAGGUUGGACAUGCUGUUGCCCGGCAUGCGGCUGAAGGGAUCACGAAGAACCUGUGGGUUGCUGUGCUUCAGUUGAUCCUCUACCAGUUCUUCGCGUUACCCGAUCUCAUCAAUGCCAUGUCGAGCCUUCUUCUGAAGCUUCCUUUCUCUCGCAGGUAUCUGACGCUUUAAGAGCUCUUUUAGAUAUUGUUAAUAGUACUGGGAACUUCCAUGCGACUUUUUUGGUUUUACCGUUCAUUAGUUGUCCAGUGAUUAGUCUUAAUGCACCCACCUGGUGAACCCCAGUGAUUAGAACUUAAUUUCAAUAUCUCUUUUAGAAUUUAAUGUAAUCGGGAGAUCCAUGUAACUUUUUUGGUUGAAUGAUUUCAAGUUCAUAAUUUUGCUGAGUGCAGUAAAAGGAGCUGAGUUUGGUAUAAAAGACUGAACCUCCUUGACCUGUUUUACGUAAUGUUGGGCAUAAUUUUCGCCCAAUUAAGUGGGGGCCUUAGGAAAUGUGAAGUAGAUGUGAUACUUUCAUUUGGACUUAGCUUUUGAAUGUCUCCUAUCAGAGGUCGAUUCACCGAUGAAUUCAUUGAUUGCUAGUAAAACCCCGAACUCCAAUCUCUGAGCGGUUGAUCAGUUUUGUGAAAGCCAGCUAUUAGGUCCACGUUUUUCUGCCAAGGAUCCGGCUCAGUUUGUUCUAUAUUGAUCAUUUAGAUGCAGAUAUGUUCUUAUUAUUAGUUCACCUGAGUGACCCAUGCGCAGUUACCAUUCUUUUGGAAGACUUGGUUUCUUUGAGACCAAGAUUGUCUCCGAAGAGCCUGUUCUUUCAGGCUGCAGUUGAUGGCUUCUUGUCCUUCACUUAGAGAUGAAUUAAUUUCUUGGUGCCUGGGUCAGUACCAUAACGCUCAUAACGGUUUUCUUGAUGCUUCUUCCCUGAAUUGGUUUUGUUUUUUUUUUUUUUUUUUUUUACCCUUGUAAAUGUCAGUGCUGUUCUUCACGUCGUUCCUCGUUUCUGCAACCAGAAUGGAGAUGGAAGCAGACUACAUUGGGCUGCUCCUGCUCGCGGCGGCUGGGUACGAUCCUCGGGUGGCACCAAUGGUGUAUGAGAAGCUGGGGAAGAUCACCGGGGACUCCUUGCUGAGGGACUACCUCUCCACUCACCCAUCCAGCAGGAAGAGAGCGGAUCUUCUCUCCCGGGCCCACGUCAUGGGCGAAGCUCUGGCCAUAUACCAGGACGCCAUUGCCGGCCGCGGGGUGGAGGGCUUCCUUUGA